AUGGCAAUUCCUUUCCGGCCCGCGUCACCUGCCGAGGACCUGCCCCCAUACUACCAAGACACAGGCAACGACGAUAUUCGACAAUGUUUCCGUAACUUCGAUGUGGACCGAAACUUUGAUCUCUUCGACCGGCAAACAAGAGAGCACAGGAGCCGCAAUUUCUGUAUCGACUUCGGAGAAGAUGAAGGUGAUGCCUUUUGCGCUUUCGAUCUCAACGACCAGGCAUACAAAAAGCUGCUGGAAUCGCCGCGACCGACUGAACUACAUACGCGAUGGAUCAAUAUCUGGCAGCCCUACAAUCAGAAGGAGCUGAUCCAAACGCUAGCCUCUCACUUCGACUUCACGCCACGACUGCUGGGCAUGAUGACGAGCGAUCAUAUGCCGCCACGUAACAACCCGUCACUGCGCAUGAAGAAGAGUUCUUCCACACUGAGAUCGGUAUUCUCCCACAAAUCACAAACAACUAAUAUGUCCAACUCGAUCAGGGAAAAGGCAAAGCAGGCGAACGAACAAGCUUUAGAUUCAGAAUCCAGUAUCGGUCUGACAGAGAUGAUGCAAUCUACACAGCUGGAGCUGGUCCGAGAUUUGAGUCACUACCAGCUAGUAGACGAUGUCUGGCAUUGGAGUACUGUCGACCAGGGUCGGAGAUGUAAGUUGCUCUUCAUACCUAGAGAGAUGGAUCGUGGAUUAAAGAGCUCUGCUGACAGUAACACAGACAUGUGCAUAGGCUACAACUCACUACACAACGUCCGCAGCAAAGAAACCAACACCCGCCCUAUAAUCUCGGAUAGAACCCGAGACGUGCCCCACGGCAAACGCGUAUGGAACUGGCUUCUCUUAUGCGAGGACAAAACUGUCAUCUCAAUCUCCGAAGACCCGUUCCCGUUCGCCAACGGUGCUUUAAACAAAGAAGACGUGAAAGUACUCUUCACCACACGUCGUAAUACUGUGAACGUCUUCAGGCAACUUACGAAAGCACCGACGCCGCUAAGAGAGGCAGCGCUCACUCAACUACCCAUCCGUCAACGCCUCGGCAGCAGCGAUGAGGAAACAGCCCACCGUCCCACGGAUGCCCCUGGCUUGCUCUUCUACUACCUCUUCGAAGACUGGGGCGCAACCUUCGAUCUCAUCUCCCGCCGCGAGCACGGCUACGCCGCCGAGCUCGACCGACUCCGACAAGAAAUGCUUCAGACAGCCAAUCUAACCCACGUCGACCAACUUCACCACAUCGGCUGCCAACUGGCCGUUCUAAAGCGCGUCUACCAAAGCUACGAAUUAAUCAUCGAGCGCGUCCUCAAAAAGCAAGAAGCCACCCUCGCGUCACUUAAGAACUCGCACAUCCUCUCCGGCAACGCCUCCCUCAUCUCCUCCCACCCCGUAAUAAACGACUCUCCCGGCCCCCUCGUCCCCGAAGCCGACAGCCUCCUCGGCGUAGCCCUCAGCUCCGCCGCGCGCGUCCGCUUCGAACGCCUCAAAGACCGCAUCCAGCUCUACGCCCUCUCCGAAAUAUCCGAAUGCCUCGACCAAAAAGAGUCCCUCGUAAUGAUGAACUUCAAUCUCAUCGCCAUCAAAGAAUCCUUCUCGGUCGAGCGCCUCACCUGGGUUACUUUGCUGCUUGCUAAGAUUACCAUCUUGUUUACGCCUGUGACGCUGAUGACGGGGUAUUUUAGCAUUCAGUUCAAGGGGCUGGAGUUUGAGGUGGGCAGUUAUUGGCGGGCGUUUGGGUGGACGUUUGGGUUGAGUGCUGCGUUGCUGGUGUUGUUUAGUUGGGUUAGUGGGACGUUUGAGGGGAAGAUUAUUACGAGGAGUUGGACGAGGGCGGUUUAUGAUGUUGCGCAUAGGUGGGUUGUUGGGAGGAGGAAGAGGGGGAAGAUGCUUUGA
Messenger RNA from Alternaria metachromatica, 1881 nucleotides. RefSeq lists its product as uncharacterized. The transcript has a single exon. Gene Ontology annotation, molecular function: cobalt ion binding; magnesium ion transmembrane transporter activity; cobalt ion transmembrane transporter activity. The record is from RefSeq and is a predicted model, not a curated record. Lineage: Eukaryota; Fungi; Ascomycota; Dothideomycetes; Pleosporales; Pleosporaceae. Bases 1 to 1881 code for a protein of 626 amino acids.